This is a messenger RNA of Ceratitis capitata (Mediterranean fruit fly), 4476 nucleotides long. RefSeq lists its product as uncharacterized. Lineage: Eukaryota; Metazoa; Arthropoda; Insecta; Diptera; Tephritidae. The coding region runs from base 2104 to 4263 and encodes 719 amino acids. The transcript is spliced from 3 exons. The record is from RefSeq and is a predicted model, not a curated record.
UCGAAUAAUAGUCUCGCGUAUUGUGGAGAAUUAAGUUGCAGGCCGUAGCAGCAGCUCACUCUAGUAACGCGGACUAACUAGAAAACAUUGAGUUGGCCAAACGGCGUUGGUCUAAAAAAGUGUGUAUAGAUACUUGAAAAAGUGCAAAAGAAGAAGUGAAGUAAUUUUUCUUUUCUUUCAUUGACUUGUGUGUAAUUUAAUUGUAUUUCUAUAUACAUACAUAUUUUUUUAAUGGAAUUGCUUAAAAUGCAUUAGUGAAUUUUACUAAAAUUUAGUUGGAGACUUUACAAAAAGAUUGUGCAAAAGUUUUUUUUUUUAAUUUCUACGAAAUAUUACGCAUAUAAAAAAUUCUGCUAAACAUUAAAAAAUCAACUAACAAUUUCAAACGUAACUGACAACCCGUUUUAUUCACCACAACAACAACCUCCACACUCAAAUAUCUCAACUAAGUUUUGCUCCAAAUUGAGCCACUAAAAAUGGAACGAAAAAAACGUAAACUCGAUUACUCAACCAGCAAAGAGUAAAACUACCGAGCCAAGCCUUCCAAUGAAAGCUCCCAUAAAAAGCACACAUUUGGUAAGAGCAAAUACAUGAGCAGCCAACCAACAACAAUAACAACGAAUAAACAAACAAAUAUACGUCCGAUGCCGAGCCUCCCACCCAAAAAUAGACGUGCAAAAGUCAAGUAAAACAAGAAGCGUGUGAGAGAGUACACACCUGCAUGCGCCACAUCAGCUGCGCCGUAAAGUAUGCCAUAAUCGCAUACUUACACGUAUAUUGCAUGCCAACUACCAACCAGCUAGCUAACGGCAUUACUGAGCACUUUUGCAAGCGGCACUACAAUUUGAGUACGCGAACCGUGUGGAACAACUAAACGGGCAAGCCGCGCAUAGCAGCGUGCUGAAGAAAAAAAAUUUUGCAAGUUGCAAUAAAUAGUGCAAAAUAGAAAAUAGAGGAAGCAUAAGAUCUAAAGUAGAAAACACAAAGUGAAAAAAAAGAAAUAAAAAAUAAUGUAUAAAUAAAAUAAUUUGCAAACAUUGUGAUGUAAAGUGGCAAACAAUUGCUAAAAAUAACAGCGAUUUUUUUUUCUAGGUUUGCAUAACGCCUAAAAGUGUACUAAGCACAAUUUGUGACAAGAAAAAAAAAAGAAGAAACAAAAGAAAAAAAUGAUUUAAAGAAUAAGUCCAGCAGAAUUUGUGAAAAGAAAGCUUGGUUAAAGUAAAGUGAAUUUUUCUUUCCUUGCUGCGUAAAUUUGUGUGCUUAAGUGUGUGUGUGUGUGUGUGUGUAUGUGCUUGCACUCUUGCCAGUGUAGCGCAGCAACGUAGUUGACGACUGGCGGCCAGUAAACGCCGUCGCGGAACACGCAACACAACGUGAGAAGAAAAGCGAACAUUUCAAAUGGGUUUUUCAAAAUUAAAAAAAUAUUAAGGAGAAUUUAAAGUGGUAAAUAAUGGCAAUAUAUAGAACAAACUUUAAAAUAAACUAGAGCUCAAAAAAAUAGUGUAGCUUAAGAUAAUUUUUAAAAGCUACGAAAUUUCAAAACUGACCGACGCUAUUUUAUUUCUCAAAAACAAACAAAAAAAUAUAGGUAACAACAAUUUUGAAGACCCCCAGUAACUAUGGAAAAAACGCAACUUUCAAUUUUCUGCUAUAAAAAUGGCUUAAACUUUGUAAAAAAUAAUUAUAUAGUGAAACUGACAAAAUAAAAAAAUAUAUAUAAUUUUAUUAAUUUAAACGAAGAAGAAAAUGUUUUAAAAAUUUGUGAAUAAUACAGCAUACACACGCGUAAGAAAACAUACAAAAUAAGCACUGGAAGAUUUUGAAAUUAAAUAUGUUUAAAUAAAUUAACUUAAAACACACAAAAUUCAAUGAACAACGAUUAUAACGGUUUAUCAGCAACUUAGUUAAAUAAAAUAAAAAAAAUAUCUGCUAAAUAUAUAUCAAACUAAAGCAAAUUAAAAGUAUUAUUGAAAAUCACCGAUAAUUAUAGUUGAAAUAUUAAAUAAAAUAAUAUAAAAAAAAAUAUGUUUAUUGAAAAAAUGUGAAUAUAUAAAACAUAGAAGAAAAAAAUACGCCAAGCCAAAAUUAUACCGUACACUUUUCAUGCGUCCAAUGUUAAAGCAAGAGAAAUGUUUAGAAACAUUGACGCAGCAAAAUCAACAAAUUAUAGCAACUCAAAGCACAAAGCGGCCCAGCGAUGAUGUUGCCCCGGCAGAGGCUGCAGUUUUCGACAAGAAACAUAAUUAUUUCGCAGAAAUUCUCACUGUAAGCGAAUUAACGGCUUGUAAUUGCGAAGCACACACAGCCUGGCAACAUGUUGCCGCCAACAGAGAAAAUCAACAGCGCAAACAGCAAGGCAAUACGGGUGAUAACAACUUGCCCACUGAUAUUGGGAUAACAGCUAAAUGUGCGCUAAAUGCUGCUAGCAAGCAACCAAACACCGCACCAAAUGUUUCCAGCAACAUAACUAAUCCGAAAACAUUGCUCUCGCAACAAAGCGAGCCAAAUGUUGUGUGCGGAAAAAAUCUCAAUAUCGUUAAUCAAAGUAAUAGCAAGCAUUUAACACCGUUUGCACAGGGCAAACAGUGCAGUAAAUUGUUUAGCAACAUGUUGCAGCAACAUUCCCCAUUGACACUUUCGGAGCAGAAGCCGAAAAUUCACACAAAUUAUGCGCGCAGUCUUGUUGAGGAGCAAUGUGCGAUGAUUUCUUUAGCGGCAACAAAUGCUAAAAUAUGCCAAAAUACUACAACAACAACAGCAGCAACAGCUAAAACAAAAACUGCAAACGUUAUUGAACUAUUUAAGGCCUCUCCGCCUACGCCAGUACAGCCGUCGCUAAAUCAAAAAAACAAAGAAAAGACGAUAGAUUUCAAUAGUAGACGGCGCCGCGGUCGUCUAAGGCCCCCACCAGCACCACCAUCACCACCGCCUUCAACAUCGCCGAAACACGAACGCAUUACCGGCGGUGUGGGCUUUCAUAGUGAUGACUACUGUCUGGGUCGUGGCGUGACAGCCACAGUGUGUCGUGCAUUAAUGUGGUUGGCGAGUUACUUGGAAAAAGUGGCCUAUAAUCGUACUAAUGCCGGCUAUGAUCAAAGUGAUCCCUUGCUAUACUUGUUAUCGGUGUUGUUAUCGUUAAUCGUAGUUAAUGUAAAUAGAGUUGCAAUUGUAGUGAAUGAAUUUAAGAAUGAAGUGAAUAAAAAUGCAAUAAAAAACACCAGCAAAAUAAAUAAAAUCACCACCAACACAACCCUCACGACCGCAAGCACCAACAUAACCAACAGAGAAACCAGCGAAAUUAAUAAAAAUCGCAGUGUUAUUAAAAGUGUUGCAAAGCGUGAGGAAAAUUUUGUUCCAGUUGGUCAACAGUUGCGGUGCGUGUGUGAGAGUGCCGCGUGCGACGCUGAGCGUCAAGAAGCAGUUAAAGCGAAAAACAAUAACAAUUUAUACGCACAAAAUAACAUUAUAACACCGGCUGCUACUGCUGCUGCAGCUGCUGCUGCUGCUGAGGUCCAGUCCAACUAUGAGCCCAACACCAUAAUGACCGCAACACCAAUAAAUUCGUCUGACGAGCCGUCGCUGCCUGCUGUUGGUGCUGCCAGUGGCAUAGCGGUCACACCACAACAAGCCGCUAACACCGGCAACACCAACAACACCACCACCACAACCAUCAUAACCACAAUAACGACGAACAUUACUCCAACGACUACGACUAUUAAUAACCGCAAAACAUUUGCGUCCAUUCCGUGGCGUUGCCGCCAAAUGCACUUACUCUUCUUCUAUGCCUUCAUAUUGUGUACAUCCAUAUUGCUUCCAUGCGGCAAUAAUUUGGUAGCCGCCGCUAAACCCAAGUCUGCUACACAAUUGCAGCAACAGAAACAGUUGCUAUUGCAACAACAACAACAGCAACAGCAACAACAACAAUAUGAGCAACAUGUACAUGGCCAACAUGGCCACCAAGCUCAUCAACCAGCUGCCGGUCCAAAUGGUGGCUUUGGCACACACGGCGGCUAUGCAGGCCUCGGCAUACCCGUCGCUGCUGGCGGUCCCGGUGCCGAUUUGACACCACCAACCUAUCAGGUUGUUUCAUCGCAAACAUCGAACGAAGAGGCGGAAUUCAUAUUCCCCUCAGAUCAAUCGGACGAACAAAUAUUCGAUCAAGAGGAACAAAAUUUGAAUGUUGUCGAAAUGGAUGAGGACGACGAUGAUGAGGCGGAGGACAGGCAGGGUAGAGCGUAUGAUGUGCAUAACAACGGUAAGUAAAUGAAACAAAAUUCAAAUAUUAAAAUUUUUUGGUUAAUCGAAUUUUCACUAAAAGCUAAAAACUAUUAAGUGAAAUUUAUAGCAGAAAAGAUAAACGCGGAGAAAUUAAUUUCAGAGAUAAUCCAAACUCUUCUCUUGGUGGUCCAAAUAGAUUUAGGACGAAUAAUCUUUUCAAAUGAUAAUGAUUUAAAACAAAAUAUUUAGUUUGUACAG